Messenger RNA from Harpia harpyja (harpy eagle), 5307 nucleotides. RefSeq names its product MAM domain containing glycosylphosphatidylinositol anchor 2 (gene MDGA2). The transcript has 19 exons. Gene Ontology annotation, cellular component: axon; plasma membrane; neuronal cell body. The coding region runs from base 1 to 3321 and encodes 1106 amino acids. The record is from RefSeq and is a predicted model, not a curated record. NCBI's taxonomy places the organism in Eukaryota, Metazoa, Chordata, Aves, Accipitriformes, Accipitridae. Gene Ontology annotation, molecular function: protein binding; axon guidance receptor activity. Gene Ontology annotation, biological process: synapse organization; homophilic cell-cell adhesion.
AUGGAACAACCUUUUUUGACGCCCACCCAGGGGCCGCGAACAAUCUGUCCCGAGGAGUCGGUGCAGCUGGAGGAACUACCCCGCGCGGAGGAGGAAGCUGAAUGCAACUGUGUCCAAGGCGCGCACGGUUUUGGUGCAAUCGCUUGGGGGGGCUCCGCGCCGCUCCGCGCCGCUCCGCGCCGCCCGCUGCGCAGGAGGAGGAGGAGGAAGAGGAGGAGGAGGAGGCGGAGGAGGAGGAGGAGGAGGAGGAGGAGGGAGGACCGGAGCGGUGCCCGCCGCCUUGCCCCCGCCGCCCUGCCUUGCGCGGGCGUGCGCGGCUCGGCCGCAGCGGAGCGCGGGGCUCCGCCGGGCGCUGCGCUGCCUCCCCCCCCCCCCUCCCCUUCCCCGGCUCUUUCCCCCCCCCCCCCCCCGCCCCGGCUCCGGGCUGGAUAUGUGGAUGCUCACGUGAAGAUGGAUGUAGCGAUCGGGCUGCUGGGGCUGCUGACGGUUCUGCUGGAGGGCAGCUCCGGCCAAGGGGUGUACGCCCCCCCCACUGUGCGGAUCGUGCACUCGGGCCUGGCGUGCAACAUCGAGGAGGAACGCUACUCGGAGCGGGUCUACACCAUCCGCGAGGGCGAGACGCUGGAGCUGACCUGCCUGGUCACCGGCCAUCCUCGGCCACAGAUCAGGUGGACCAAAACAGCAGGAAGUGCCUCUGACAGAUUUCAAGACUCGAGUGUCUUCAAUGAAACCCUGAGGAUAUCCAACAUCCAGCGACACCAGGGAGGACGCUACUACUGCAAGGCUGAGAACGGCUUAGGUUCGCCAGCCAUAAAGUCCAUAAGAGUGGACGUGUACUAUUUGGAUGAUCCAAUAGUAACAGUCCACCAGAGCAUCGGGGAAGCAAAAGAGCAGUUUUACUAUGAGAGAACGGUGUUUCUCAGGUGCGUUGCCAACUCCAAUCCGCCUGUUCGGUACAGCUGGCGCCGCGGCCAAGAGGUAUUGCUGCAAGGGUCUGAUAAAGGAGUGGAGAUCUAUGAGCCCUUCUUUACCCAGGGAGAAACAAAGAUCCUGAAGCUGAAGAACCUCCGACCUCAGGACUACGCGAAUUACAGCUGCAUCGCCUCGGUGAGGAAUGUCUGCAGCAUCCCUGAUAAGAUGGUGUCCUUCCGACUCUCCAAUAAAACAGCAUCCCCUUCAAUUAAGCUUCUUGUGGAUGACCCGAUAGUGGUGAACCCUGGAGAAGCGAUCACCUUAGUCUGUGUGACGACAGGAGGGGAGCCAGCCCCCAGCCUGACGUGGGUGAGGUCUGCCGGCAUCCUGCCCGAGAAGACGGUCCUGAACGGCGGCACUUUAACGAUACCUGCCAUCACGUCAGAAGAUGCUGGCACGUACAGUUGCAUUGCGAAUAACAAUGUUGGAAAUCCUGCGAAAAAGUCCACCAACAUCAUCGUAAGAGCCUUAAAAAAAGGACGUUUUUGGAUCACCCCUGACCCAUAUCACAAAGAUGACAACAUCCAGAUUGGGCGAGAGGUGAAAAUCUCCUGCCAGGUGGAAGCCAUCCCUUCUGAAGAGCUUACGUUCAGCUGGUUUAAAAAUGGACGUCCCUUGCGAAGCUCUGAAAGGAUGGUCAUCACACAGACUGACCCCGAUGUUUCACCUGGCACCACAAACCUGGACAUUAUUGACUUGAAAUUCACUGACUUUGGGACAUACACCUGUGUUGCAUCUCUGAAGGGAGGUGGCAUAUCGGAUAUCAGCAUUGAUGUCAACAUCUCCAGCAGUACAGUCCCACCCAAUUUGACUGUUCCUCAAGAAAAGUCACCCCUGGUCACCCGGGAAGGGGACACGAUCGAGCUGCAGUGCCAAGUGACAGGGAAGCCCAAGCCUAUCAUUCUCUGGUCCCGAGCAGACAAGGAGGUCGCGAUGCCAGACGGGGCGAUGCAGACGGAGAGCUACGAUGGGAUCCUGAGGAUCGUGAAUGUGUCCAGGGAGAUGACGGGAACCUACAGGUGCCAGACCAGCCAAUACAAUGGGUUUAAUGUGAAACCCAGAGAAGCUUUGGUACAGCUCAUUGUACAGUACCCCCCCGCCGUAGAGCCCACCUUCCUGGAGAUACGGCAAGGCCAAGGUCGGAGCAUCACCAUGAGCUGCCGGGUCCUGAGGGCAUAUCCCACCCGGGUCCUCACCUACGAGUGGCGUCUGGGCAGCAAGCUGCUGCGCACCGGCCAGUUCGACGUCCAGGACUCCACGGAGUACACCGUCGGCAGCCUUUCCCGCGACAGCUAUGGCAUCUACAACUGCAACAUCAUCAACGAAGCGGGCGCUGGCCGGUGCAGCUUCCUCGUGACAGGCAAAGCCUACGCUCCCGAGUUCUACUACGACACCUACAACCCCCUGUGGCAGAACAGACCCCGCGUGUACUCCUACAGUCUCCAGUGGACUCAGAUGAACCCCGACGCUGUGGACCGCAUCCUUGCCUAUCGCUUAGGGAUUAGGCAGGCUGGACAACAGCGUUGGUGGGAACAGGAAAUUACAGUGAAUGGAAAUAUUCAAAAGGGAGAAUUAAUUACCUACAACCUAACUGAGCUGAUCAAGCCAGAGGCGUAUGAAGUCCGUCUAACGCCCAUCACCAGAUUUGGGGAGGGGGACUCGACUAUUCGGGUCAUCAAGUAUAGUGCUCCAGUAAAUCCACAUCUACGAGAGUUCCACUGUGGGUUUGAGGAUGGUAACAUUUGCCUUUUCACUCAAGACGACACGGACAAUUUCGACUGGACAAAACAAAGCACUGCCACUAGAGACACAAAAUACACCCCGAACACGGGGCCAAAUGCGGAUCGGACUGGCUCCAAGGAAGGUUUCUACAUGUACAUUGAGACAUCACGCCCCAGGCUGGAAGGAGAAAAGGCCAGACUUGUUAGUCCUGUUUUCAGUGUUGCUCCAAAAAAUCCUUACGGAGCUACGAACACAGCCUAUUGUUUUAGCUUCUACUAUCACAUGUAUGGACAGCACAUAGGAAGUUUGAACGUUUACCUGCGGUUGAAAGGUCAGACCGCGAUAGAGAACCCGUUGUGGUCUUCAAGUGGAAAUAAGGGACAGCACUGGAACCAAGCCCGCGUUAAUAUAAACCCCCCAACUUCAUUUCAGCUCAUAUUUGAAGGGAUCCGAGGUCCUGGCAUCGAAGGUGAUAUUGCUAUUGAUGAUGUAUCAAUUGUGGAAGGAGAGUGUAUGAAAUCAGACCAACCGGCCAACAAUUUACGAUCAGGUGCUGUUGGGACAUUAGCACAUAUACGACUUAUCCCAGUUAUCAUCCUCAUGUCUGUCUUAAGUCAUCAGAGGUGACCUUAUCCUGGCAGAGGCUACAAAAGAUUCACCAGGCACUGGCAUGAAGAAAGAGUCUUUGUAAAAUGGACAUUUAAAAACAAACUACCAAAGAUUCCUCCACUGACUGACUCAAAAGUUAAAUAAAUACAUAAAUAAAUAAAAAAAAAAAUUAAAAAGCACUGGGGACAUAAAAGGCAUCACGGGAGUGUAACUCACUAUGAACCACACGUGAGAACGAGAUCUGGCCUAAGUAAGGAAGAGACCUUCAGGUGCUUUUGUGGUCAAUAAUGAAUACAGGAUCAUCUGGUUGAACUCUCGGAAAAGAGCUAUAGAAACCCUUGUCAAAGCACAAAGUCAUGGCUGGUUUUGUUUCAAAUGAAUAGUUUGCUUGUUACCAUGGAAACCUAAUGGCCUGCCAAAAAAAAAAAAAAAAGAAGGAGAGAGAGAGGAAAUAAAAACAAAAACAGAGAGAGAGAGAGAAACACCUCACUGUAAACAGGGUAUGUGAAGAGCUGGCAUUCAUUUUCCCUUCAAGAAGGUUUUUAGUAUAGAGUUAAAUAAUUGUAGGCCCUUUCUACUUUGGCUGUCACCUCCCCUAGAGAAUAACCCUAAAUCAGAGCUGUUUUAAGACAUUUAUGUUUCAUUUCUCAUGGCUAUGCUUGAUAACUGUAUGCUGUCUCCUUUUGCAUGCAUUACUAUCCAGGAUGUGCGACCUGGGCUUACAUAUUACACAGGCUUAUCGGAGUUUGCUUGCGGCCACUCGAACACCCCUCUCCCCUCCCCAACUAAGUCAUCUGUUCUAAUGAAGUGAAGAAACCAAACCACCGUCUUUUAUAAAUUGCCAUGGAAACCAAGUGCCUUCAAUGAAACAAGCCUGAUUUAAAAAAAAAAAAAAAUAAAAUAAAAUAAUAAUAAUAAUUUCAACACAGAAGCUUGCACUGCUAAAAUGUGGUUUGUGCAAACUAUUUUCUAAACAAACUACGGAGCCUGGGUGUGCAGACUGCAGGCAAGGAGACGAAGCCGAUUCUGGAGAUGGAUGGACCUAAGCUGCUGCGUAAGCCCUUUCGGAUGAGAUAUUUGUUGUUUAACCUUCCAGACAGCCAUGGCCUUUCAGCUUAUUAUCCAUUAGAAAAUAGCUUCCGUUGGUCCUGGAAACGGGAGCAGCACUCUUUUUUGUUGUUGUUGUUGUUGUUUUUUCAGGUUAUCAAGUGGGUCAACCAGAGGAAAAGGUUGUUAAGAUACACUUAGCGCAGAAGGUGGUAAAACACAGAAGUGAUUUUCUUACUCUAACCUCCAUUCGCAAGGCGGUCGGCCCCAGCGUUAGCGGGACGGGGAGGCGUGCGUGGGGGACGGCAGUGCGUACCGAGACACCAAGCAAACCGCAGAGCUCGCUGCAAACCUGGCGCCGGCGAAGCACCGAGGGUGCCGUGCCUCUGCCCUGGAGCCAGACUCUGUGCAGAUCGCGAAAGAUUAUUUUGUUAUUGUAGCGAAAUUAAAAAAAAAAAAAAAAAAAAAUCCACUUUUACAACAAAAGAAUAAAAGCUGUACAAAUGGUUUUGAGCUACCUGAACACGUACCGUUAGCCAGCUGGUUUUCCACUGCAUUGUAAAGUUCCCUUACAGUUGGUUAUGACGAUUUGAAGACCUUUUUCCUUAAAUUAUCUCAGCUUUUAACUUCAUUUAAAAAAAAAAAAAAGACUUUUGUCUAAAGGAGAGUAUUAUUAUUAUAAUUAUUAUAAUUAUUAUUAUUAUUAUUCUGUGUUCUCUCAACACCCUAGGAUUAAAAAAAACCUGAUAUGCAAGUAAUUGGAGUACAAACAUGAAAACAAACAAACGAGUAUAAUAUUUGCAAAUAUGAGUAUAAAAAGCACAACGAGAUGCAGUAAAACAAUGACAAGGCUUGAUUUUUUUUAUUCUGUAGAGAAAUGUUUGUGCAAAUUCAGUAAUUCAACUGAAGAGAUAAUUUUACAGCUAUGUUCAAUAAAGCCUCUUUCCAGGUAAGGUA